This is a messenger RNA of Eimeria necatrix, 219 nucleotides long. RefSeq names its product DNA-directed RNA polymerase II, 8.2 kDa polypeptide, putative. Lineage: Eukaryota; Apicomplexa; Conoidasida; Eucoccidiorida; Eimeriidae. Gene Ontology annotation, molecular function: DNA-directed RNA polymerase activity; DNA binding; zinc ion binding. Gene Ontology annotation, biological process: transcription by RNA polymerase I; transcription by RNA polymerase II; tRNA transcription by RNA polymerase III. Gene Ontology annotation, cellular component: RNA polymerase II, core complex; RNA polymerase III complex; RNA polymerase I complex. Bases 1 to 219 code for a protein of 72 amino acids. The transcript has 3 exons. The record is from RefSeq and is a predicted model, not a curated record.
AUGAUUAUCCCCGUCCGCUGCUUCACCUGCGGCCGCGUCAUUGGGCACUUGUGGGAGCAGUACGUCGAGAAGCUGCAAAACGACGUCGACGAAGGAGUGGCCCUCGACGACUUGGGCCUAAAACGCUACUGCUGCCGCCGCAUGAUUUUGACGCAUGCAGAUCUUAUAGAUAAGCUUUUGGCUUACAACAUUUAUGAGAAGAAGCUUCCGGACCAGUGA